Exaiptasia diaphana is the source of this 2670-nucleotide messenger RNA. RefSeq names its product cilia- and flagella-associated protein 221. The record is from RefSeq and is a predicted model, not a curated record. The coding region runs from base 27 to 2507 and encodes 826 amino acids. The transcript has 24 exons. Gene Ontology annotation, biological process: cilium movement; cilium assembly. Gene Ontology annotation, cellular component: cilium. Lineage: Eukaryota; Metazoa; Cnidaria; Anthozoa; Actiniaria; Aiptasiidae.
GUGGACUCAUUCAGACGACGUCCAAAAUGGCGGUCGCUCAAAGUCGAGGAUUUAUUGAGACUUUUGAAGGAUAUGUUGCCCCUACUAAAAGUCUCUCAGUCCCAAACCAUUUACUAGAUACAAAAAUCUACAGUAAAGUUGCACAGAAUGAGUUGCUGCAAAUUAAACCUUCUGUGGUCCAUUUUGCUGGUUUUAAAGUUGGUCAAAAACAGACUAAAGUUGUGAAAAUAGCCAAUGCUUCUUCAGAAACUCAAAAGAUGCAUAUCAUCCCACCAACUUCAAAAUAUUUUUAUAUCAAAUACAAUAAAAAUGAGAGGCUUGUCCCUGGGUUGUACAUUGAAGUCACAAUAGAAUUUACUCCAGAUGAAUGGAGGUAUUAUUAUGACUGCAUACGGAUACAUGUACCUGGUGGUGGUGAAGCCACUUUACAAGUAACAUUUAAACCUAUUGACUWCUCUACAGCAAUACUCAAAUUGCAGCUUUUGAUAUCACAGUUCAACUCAGAACCAUUAGURUGUACUUUAACUGGAACUUCUCAACCUGGACUUACUAAAAAGUCAAAAGAAAUACCAAAUACACCUGAAAUAUCAGCUUUUCCCACAAAAGAAAUUCUAGACCCCUUACUGAUAGACCCUUUAGGAAGGACAAGAAUUAAGAAACUAAAGACAAAGCCAUGGAUCCCUGAUGACCAAAAACCAAAGAAUAUAAGCAAGGAUGGAUAUCAGAUUCCAUCAUCCGGGAAUAUUAACAGUACUCAUGCUGUAUCUGCAAUACUAAGUCAGCAGCAAGGCAAGCUAAAAGCAAAGGAUAUCAGAGAAGCUGUUCAGUCAAAUAAAGAUCUAGUGGGCUCCUCCAAGCAAAUGAAAGAAACUGUGUUUGAAUAUCAAGUACACCAAAAUGUUCAGGAAGAGAGGCAAAACCAACUGAGAUGGUGUGUUAGAUUAGGUGAGAAUGCCUUGACUGAUGAGUCCAAACAUCACAUUCAAGAAGAAAGACUUAGGGCAGAACAAGAGUAUAAGCUCAGUCGAGGUGAUCCAGUGUUAGAAAAUGAAUUUGAUAGAUCAAUAACUGGGUGCCAAACAAGACGAGUGCACAGACAAGCAACAGAGGUGCCUCAACAUCAACCACAAUUUGAUAUGUUGGUUAAUGAUGAAUGGAGUAAACGUUACAUGGUUACCAAGAAAUUUGUUCAAGCAGCUCGAAAAAUCAUCAUUCGUCUAAGGGCAACCAGAAAUGCUCACUCACUUACAGAUUUUGUGUCUGGUUGGAGAAAGGGCAAGUUUACUAAAGAUCAAACUAGGAGUCAAAUAGCAGAAAGUGAAGAAGAGAGAAUUUUAUGUAGAAUACCAACAACAUUCGAUCCAGCACUUGUACAUCCAUUCUCUUUACCUGCCUACAAAUCACCAGAUACAAAAGAUGACUUGGAUGUUGAUGCACUUGGAGUGCUAACAGUACAGCCGACAGGAGUGAAAGUAAAAUCCCAUGUUCCAUUUCAUAACUUAAAGGUUCCUAAACAGUACAGUUUACUGGGAUAUAACUCACACUCGGUCAUUGGUUCAUCUAGUGGAUAUGUACCUCCAAAUCUAAUGCGAACACUCAGAAUAGGGGCACAGGAUGAGUUAGUCAAUUUGCCUAGUGCAGCACCAAUUCCUAAUACAACAAGCCAAACAAGUCCUGGCCCAGAAACAGACGAUGAAGAAAAUGUUGAUAUCAAAGAUGGCACCACCAGCCCAACCGCAAAGUGGCCRGUACCAGAUGUGAUGACAGUGGAUACUGUGGCAGAGGCUGCCCCUUUGGUAGUACCUGCUGCAAUGUUUAAACCCAUUAACUACCACCCAUUGCACAUAUUUAACCCUGCUCCAGGCUUGCAGGUCUUCAAACCAAUGCUUCCUUAUAGUGAAGUAGAUGAAGACUACCAUGUUUGUCCAUUACCACAAUACAGACAGCCAAACAGAGGUACCAGUGGUAAACCAGGCCGACGCUACCUUGAGAGACAGGAUGUAAUACCUGGUGUCAUGACUUGGAAACGGUUUCCAUGCCAUCCUUUGGUAUCCAUGGUGAAUAACCCUACUCUGUCAAAUGUAUGGCUUCCGAGAUGGACAGACCCUUUCAGUGAAGACCUUCUACCGACUGAAGUCCCUCCACUCCUGGACGGCUUACCAGAGGAUGACGUCGUUAGCGAUGAUGAAUUUGACGAAGAAAAUGGUGACUUAAUUGAAGUUCCUGUUCCAACUCCCGAAAUGGUACGCGCCCAGUUUCCAACAGCUGAGAGUAUUCUUGGUGACCAAGAGCACCCACCCGCCCAGCUGAGUGAUAUAACGAUGCCAACUAAUUCUAAGCAAGCGGCCGCUGGUGCAGCAUCAAGCGCUCUUGUUUCAAGAGAGCAGCGUGAAAAGGAACUCGACGACUUCUUACGUCAAAGACAAAAUCGUCUCGGAACCAAAAUUGAUCAGCGAGUCAACUCCAUGCAUGAGCUGCUCAACAACCCAGACCUUGCUUUAAAGUAAGACAGAGAAGGUGUCCAGCAUGGAGACGGUAGAUCACUGUUGGUUAUUUAUAUCAUUAUUUCCCGAUUAGGGUUAUUUACAGCACAUGUAAAAAGGUUUUGAUAUUGUUAUAUAUGUAUUAUAGAUUAUUUGAAUUAUUAAAUUGACACCAAGUUUCAACAGA